This is a messenger RNA of Xylaria bambusicola, 1457 nucleotides long. RefSeq lists its product as uncharacterized. The coding region runs from base 419 to 1144 and encodes 241 amino acids. The transcript is spliced from 2 exons. NCBI's taxonomy places the organism in Eukaryota, Fungi, Ascomycota, Sordariomycetes, Xylariales, Xylariaceae. The record is from RefSeq and is a predicted model, not a curated record.
AAAAAGGUCUUGGCUAGUCCUAAGGGGACUUACCGAAUGAGAUGUCCAGCUUCAACAUAAGCUGGGCCGAGAAAGGAAAGGUAAGAAGAAAUGACCGGAAGCCUAGAAUGAUCAAUCUGAAACGGCUUGCUCACUGAUAAUUCCUGGGCUACCCAAUUCGACAAGAAUUCUUUGGAUUAGUAGUGUAAUGCAUUUUCGUCUUCGUUUCUAGCAGUGCUUCUGUCAAGUUCAAUUUAUGACGUCCAUGGUUCAAUCCAUAAGAGUCGUAUAACGCAGGAAAACCGCCAAGUCGACGAGAGGGCUUAUACGUUGCCGAUCCUGUAAACCUGAGUUGUUGAUCAAGGAGGCAGCUACCCGCUGACAAUUGGGUACGCACUUGUCCACCGACCACUACACGCUCGUUUACAACUUUUACGCCAUGAAUUCGCAGCCAUCGCAGUUCGACUCUUACAAAGAGAUCGUUGACCAUACACAGCCGGGCUUGGAGUUGAGGACCGAACCGACGAAACCUUGGGCUCCAGCACCAUAUUAUUCCCCUCCCGUUCAAGAGCCGACUGUUUGCGGAGUAAGACGGACAACCUUCUUACUAUCUGUCGCGUUGGCCGUGGUUAUCAUCGUUGCUGCCGUGGGUGGUGGCGUUGGUGGCUCAAUAGCUGUUAAUAAUGCGAAGAGCGCAUGUAAUAGCCAUGUGGCUCCCGAUAGCAAUGUGGCUGCUGCAACGACGACAGUAACAGCCACGGUCACUGCGACAGGAUCUCCAAGUUCAACAACAGGGAUCAUAGUUGUUCCCACUGGGAUGGUAAAGCUGGAUUGUCCAGGCGGCCUCGACAAUGAUAUGGCAAUAACAUUAGGCGAUAAGUCGUGGACGUUCAAGCCUACGUGCGACGUCGACUACUCCGGGGGGGACUUCGGUGCUGUCAUCGCAUACUCUUUCCACGAUUGCUUACAAGCUUGCGCGGCACACAAUAGCUUCAGUGGCAAGGACGAAUGCACAGCAAUCACGUAUCGGACGGACCAGACCAAGUAUAUCCCGUCAAAUUACGGGAAUUGCUGGUUAAAAAGAGGGGACAAUCCUACGGCCUACCUAUCCAAUACUGCUAGUACUGACCCCGUGGCGGGUGCUGUGUUAAAAAGUUCAACUUAAAUCAUAUUCGGAUUCAUCAACGUUACUUCGAAGUGCCUAUACUUUGAGAACACUUUGAGCGCCGAUCCCUUCCAUCACACGUGGCUCUCGGCUGGUUUCGGUGGGGUGGAAGCUAUUGAAAAGUAAUAGAGCGUUGUGGUGUACGAUAAUGGUGGAGGGUUGUUAGUUUGACCGGCUAGAAGAUAGAUUAAGUUUCACAGCGUGCAUCAUGAGAUUACGACAUCAACCAUUGGUUGUAAUUGUAUAUCGAAACUGGACAUAUUCAUCAUUUCUUAGUAUAGCGAUUUCAAUGCAUUUUCACCAAUUUCUUCUA